This is a messenger RNA of Closterium sp. Naga37s-1, 172 nucleotides long. The record is from the annotation of a GenBank genome assembly. NCBI's taxonomy places the organism in Eukaryota, Viridiplantae, Streptophyta, Zygnematophyceae, Desmidiales, Closteriaceae.
GUGGAGCAGAUGGCAUCGAAGCACCACCCGCACCUGGUGCGGCUGCUGGGGUACUGUGUGCACAUGGAUGCGCGCACGGAGCAGCACGAGCAGAUCGUCGUCUACGAGUUCAUGCCUGGUGGUGACCUGCAAUCCUGCAUGCCCGCCCACCUCGCUGAUGCGGCUCAAAAAG